AUGCAAUUCGACGAUGCAAUCCAGCCUGUGGCGUCACACUUCUACACGUUGAGGAGCAGAGAAGUUGCAGGAGUGGGAAGCAUUCGUGCUCAAUCUUCGAGGAGACGUGCGGGAAAUGUCGAAGAUAUGGAGCCGCUCAAGGUUGAAGAUCGAGACAUUAAGAGAAAGCAGACUUUUACAGGAUUGAGGCUGCUAUGGUUGGCAUAUCAGUCUACCGGAGUCAUCUACGGCGAUAUCGGCACGAGCCCGCUCUAUGUCUACUCCUCGACUUUCACAGACGACCCUUCUUAUGAUGACUUACUUGGAGCCCUGUCUCUGAUCAUUUGGGCUCUCACCAUUAUGGUCAGCAUCAAAUAUUGCCUCAUUGUUCUCGCUGCGGACGAUGAAGGCGAGGGAGGGACAUUCGCUCUCUUCUCCCUGUUAUCGAGGUAUGCAAAUAUUGUCAGACGCGAUCCUCGAGAGGAGCAGUUGGUCAGAAUAGAGCGUCACAUCGCUAGCGAACUAGGAAGAUCGGCCCAGAAAACUCGAGGUCUCAUGGAACGAUCUCGGACGACACAAUGGCUGCUGAAAAUCCUGGGCGUCUUUGGCGUCGCUCUCGUCAUGUCUGACGGUGUCCUGAUGCCAGCGCAAUCGGUCCUCGGCGCCAUUCAAGGCAUAAAAGUUGUCCAUCCUACUAUAUCACAGAGCACCGUCAUCGGAUCGUCAUGCGCAAUCCUCGUUGUUCUCUUUCUAGUUCAACCAUUUGGCGUAACUAAGCUGGCAAACACGUUCGCCCCUAUUGUCAUUAUCUGGCUGCUUUUUAACGCCGUAUUCGGCGUGUACAACUUAGCUUGGCAUGACUCGUCGGUGCUGAAGGCGUUUUCGCCUUAUUUUGCUGGAGCCUAUCUAGUCCGGAACAAGACUGGCUGGGAAAGCCUUGGAGGGAUCCUUCUAGCAUUCACUGGUUGCGAAGCCCUUUUCGCCGACUUGGGGGCCUUUACCCAACGCGCCAUCCAACUCUCAUGGCUGACGUUCGCCUUCCCUUGCUUGUUACUUGGCUACAUUGGCCAAGCAGCAUACAUCUCUGACGACCCUUCUGCGUGGUCGAAUCCGUUCUACAAAACAGUUCCACCUGGCUGUUUCUGGCCUUCACUCAUUAUCGCAAUUUUGGCAGCUGUCGUUGCAAGUCAAGCAAUGAUCACGGCGGUCUUCCAAUUGCUCACGCAAAUUAUGAAGUUAAGCUACUUUCCGCAGGUCAAGGUAGUACAUACCUCGAAGAUCUUCUACGGGCAAGUCUACAUCCCUAUCGCGAAUUGGUUGUUGAUGAUUGCCACUUGUAUCGUCACUGGAGUGUAUACUAACACCGCCAACUUGGGCCAUGCUUAUGGUGUCUGCGUGAUUCUGGUAACAAUGUUGACAACCUGUAUGGUCGCCAUUGUGGCCUUGAUCGUCUGGCGUGUCCCGGCUUUUGUUGUGGUUCCCGUAUGGCUCAUCUUCGCUCUCUUUGACGGUACAUUCCUCUCUUCGGCGAUGACAAAAGUUCCCGAAGGCGCAUGGUUCACGCUCGCCUUGGCAGUGGCCCUCUCUUCGAUCUUCCUCCUCUGGCGAUUCGGCAAAGAACAACAAUGGCGCGCCGAAGCAUCAGAUCGGUUUCCACCAAGUCAUCUAAUCCGGGCCAUUGCCAGCCCUUUCACGGGCCACAACAGCAACAGUGACCAAAGCAAUAUUUAUACCCGGAAGCUGAAGCUUUCGCCAGCCUUCGGCGGCAAAGAAGUCACACGCAUCGACGGCAUGGGGAUUUUCUUCGAUAAAUCAGGCUUACCUUCCAGCACGCCAACAGUCUUUAUCCACUUUUUACAGAAAUUCCAUGCCGCGAACGAUGUCAUCGUGUUCUUUCACUUGCGACCUCUUCAAAUUCCUACCGUUCCGGCCGAAGAGAGAUUUGCCGUGUCGCGGUGCUAUAUCGGAGACGAAGAGGGAAACAGCAAGCGCGUCAUGCCUGACACGUACCGCAUCAUGAUCCGCCAUGGGUAUAACGACGAAGUAGUGACCAACGACUUGGGAGGCCUUCUGUACGAGCAGAUCCGAAAUUAUCUCAUCCGCGAAUGUGUGGGGACAGUUUUACCGCCCGAUGCUGAUCCGAUCUCGCCGAGUAUUAAUGGCGACGUAUUAAUAAAAGAAAAGGAUGCCGUCUCGCGCACAACCGAAGUUUCCAUCCCUUCUGCUCCUGUAUCGGGCCGCCUGGCCUCAGGAAAUCUCGAGCUCGCUCGCAAACUCGCCGAUCUGCAACGUGCAUACGAGAGCCAAGUGGUCUACGUGGUAGGCAAGGAACAAAUGCGCGUGAAGAAAGGAAAAUUGACGCCCGGGCAUGUCUUGAGGAGAGGAGCGUUGGAAUUGUUCUUGUUACUUCGGGAAAAUUCGCGCACGAAAGUCCAGGCUUUGAAUGUGCCAGUGGAGAAGCUUGUUGAAGUUGGAUUUGUUAAGGAGGUUUGA
Messenger RNA from Cladophialophora bantiana CBS 173.52, 2472 nucleotides. RefSeq names its product potassium uptake protein. Bases 1 to 2472 code for a protein of 823 amino acids. Gene Ontology annotation, cellular component: membrane. Lineage: Eukaryota; Fungi; Ascomycota; Eurotiomycetes; Chaetothyriales; Herpotrichiellaceae. Gene Ontology annotation, molecular function: potassium ion transmembrane transporter activity. The transcript is spliced from 3 exons. The record is from RefSeq and is a predicted model, not a curated record. Gene Ontology annotation, biological process: potassium ion transmembrane transport.